This is a messenger RNA of Paramuricea clavata, 789 nucleotides long. Lineage: Eukaryota; Metazoa; Cnidaria; Anthozoa; Malacalcyonacea; Plexauridae. The record is from the annotation of a GenBank genome assembly.
AUGGGGGCAUUUAGUGAUGCUGGAAAUUAUCGACCAAUUUCUCUAACUUGCAUUCUAUGUAAAGUGUAUGAAAAGCUUUUGUUUAAACAUCUGUACAGUCAUGUUAAGGGAUUUAUUAGUCGGAAUCAGCAUGGGUUUAUGGAAGGGAAGUCUUGUCUCUCUAACUUGUUGGAAUCACUACAAUAUAUUAUCACGUUUUUGGAUAGUGAAGAUCCUGUUGAUCUUAUAUAUUUGGAUUUUCAAAAAGCUUUUGAUAAGGUUGCACACGAAAGAUUGUUGUUAAAGUUAGAAAGUUACGGAAUUACUGGGCAGGUUCAUGACAUUAUAAGGAACUUCCUGACAGGUAGAUCAAUGGCAGUACGUGUGGGAGAUCAUAUUUCAUCAUGGGAGCCUGUUACUUCUGGAUUUCCCCAAGGGUCUGUUUUGGGACCCUUGUUAUUUAUAUUAUUUAUUAAUGAUAUGCCACAAGUUACUAAAUUUAAUACUGUGCUUUUCGCUGAUGAUUCCAAAGUUAUUGGUAAUGCAUAUUAUCCGGAAGAUAUUCAAACAGACAUUGACUGUCUCAGUAGGUGGUCAGAAAUAUGGCAGAUGAAAUUUAAUGUGGAAAAGUGUGGUGUACUUCACAUCGGAGAGAGCAAUCCGCAACAUGGCUAUACAUUGGAUGGUAUUCAACUAAAAAGUGUACAGAAAGAAAAGGAUUUGGGGGUAACCUGGUCUGCCGGGAAGUCCUUAUUUGAUGAUCAUAUUCGAGAAGGAAUCGGAAAGGCCAAGAGGAUGAUUGCCUGGUAA